AUGGCUUCAAGAAUCAACCUCCUCAAGAAUGUGGCUUCCAAAAUUCACCUCUUUAAGAAAUCAGCCAUAGAAGCUGGAACCCCUGAAAAGUAUUAUCUGAAUCCAUCGGAUAACUUAUGGAAGGUAGCAUCUGAAUGGAAUGUGGUUGAACAUGAAGAUUUUCUUAGUUUGACAAUUCAUUCGUUUGGCCUUGGGGAUUCAAUUAUCACCAUGUUCGAUGGAAAAUUUAUAAAUAUGGAAGUACAAAAAGAAAACAAGGAAAAAGCUGCUCGUUUUGAACACAAGGAUGGGAUGAAAAACUUCAGCAUUGAGAUGAAUCCAAAGUUCCUUAACUUAAAAGUUACCCUUGAUCCUACCCUCAGACCUUCACAGGGUAUUAAAAGGAUAUUUAUUUCCAAACUCUGAAGCUGAAGAAACGAAGGUUGCUGCUGCUGCUGCUGUCUCUAGUCUUUUGGUUCUUAGGUUUGCUAUUUCUGAUGUGUUCUGAGAUUUCUUUCUAGUUUUCAUUUUGUUUUAGUCUUUCUAAUUUCAGUUUCUACUAGCUAGGAGUGGGUUUUGAAAGUUGUUUUGAGAUCAUGGAUCCUACGAUGUAAUCACCACAAACAACUAUUGGCAACGUUUUGUUAAAGAAAAUAUCAAACAGAACUUUUUUAGAGA
Papaver somniferum (opium poppy) is the source of this 657-nucleotide messenger RNA. RefSeq lists its product as uncharacterized. The transcript has 2 exons. The record is from RefSeq and is a predicted model, not a curated record. The coding region runs from base 1 to 405 and encodes 134 amino acids. NCBI's taxonomy places the organism in Eukaryota, Viridiplantae, Streptophyta, Magnoliopsida, Ranunculales, Papaveraceae.